Molecule: messenger RNA, 4346 nt
Organism: Zophobas morio
Lineage: Eukaryota; Metazoa; Arthropoda; Insecta; Coleoptera; Tenebrionidae
Product: PR domain zinc finger protein 10-like
Exons: 11
Coding region: 88-3198 (1036 amino acids)
Biological process (GO): regulation of transcription by RNA polymerase II
Cellular component (GO): nucleus
Molecular function (GO): DNA-binding transcription factor activity, RNA polymerase II-specific; protein binding; RNA polymerase II cis-regulatory region sequence-specific DNA binding
Source: RefSeq, a predicted model, not a curated record
GACGUCUGUCUCUGCAACAGAGGGCGUGUCUGUCGCGGUGCAAAAUGGCGGAUAUUUGUAAGCUGAUUACAUUUUUAUAAUAACACAAUGGACACGAUUGUGCAAGGGCCCCCCGAGGACGGGGCCCAGGAUUUGAAUCUAGUCGACGCAACGGAAUGGGCAUCGCAGAAUUCGCAAGAAAUUGUAAAUAAUAAUUCGACUUUUCUGUAUAUCGCGGUUGAAUACGUGAAAGAUGAGUACAAAAUGGAGCCUGCGGUGAGUUUGGCUCAGCCACAAGACAAUUACACGGAUUUUGAGCAGCAUGUUAGCCCCUUGGACCCAAAUAUGAGCUCCGUGGCUAGGUACAGCCCCGUCUACAGUGAACCUUCUGCUGAAUACAACCCUGUUGUUAUUCAUCAGCUGGUGCAACAAGACAACGUACAAAAUGACAUGAUUAACAAUUUAACUACAAAUUCGCCUUUAGAAACGAUGCCGGUUUUGUGCAAUAACGACAUUAGGGAGGUUGUCGAUAACCACUUUCUUCAGAUGGUUAACACAACAAAUGCCGCUCCUGACGCUAACCAACAGGAGCUGCAAGUGGUGCCCCCUAAUGAUCAAGAAGUGGCUUUGUUGAUAACUGACCAAGAAACGGGUAUCUCUUAUAGUGUCAGAUCUCAGGAAUUUUUAGUAGAGCGUUGUUUGGAAGACGAGCAGUUGUUGAACGCUCUAAGUCCGGAUCCUUUACUUGACUCGCAACUUUUAGCUUUAGAUGAAAAUACGCUGAAAACGGAAUUGAGUGACGAAAUUAUUAAUUCCACGGUUAAUUCGGCGGUUAAUAAUUAUAUUUCGAGUUUGAGUGCCGCUGUGGACAAUGAGAAUCAGUUCAGGAUGGAGACGCGGAGGCAGAAGCAGAACGAAGUCGAGUUUGAAGAUCAGUUAUUGUCUAAGGUCUACAGUAUUGUCGACAAACCUGUGCCAUCAAGGGCCAGAGCUACUCUGCCAGAGUCAUAUCUUUGCUUGAGUAAAGUGGAUGAAGAUUAUGGCGUUUUUGCGAAGAAAACCAUCCCAAGAAGUACCCAGUUUGGACCUUUGACGGGCGUUCUGAAACCUGUCGCCGAUGAAAUAAAAGACAACCCAACCGAGCUUACUUUUCUUUUAGAAGACGAAAAUUCCACAGUCAACCAGUUGGACGUAUCUGAUGAAAAUAUAGCAAACUGGAUGCGUUUCAUUCGAAAAGCUGCGACGUACAAUGAGCAGAAUUUGUUGAUAACUCAAGAAGGAAGUUAUUUGUAUUUUACGACAACGAAGAACGUUCUUCCUAAGCAAGAGUUGAAGGUCGGAUACAGCAUGCCUUACGCCACGCGUCAUAAACUGUCUGUGUUAAUCCCAGACGAGGACAAAUCGUGGCCGUGUUUCGAGUGCCCGGAGACGUUUUCGUCUUCAGAAGAACUCCAGAAACAUUUGAAUGUCCAUGACGGGGAUGAAGAAGAUACUGUGAAGAAAAAGAAGAAUUUGAAAAAUAAUAAAAAGAAAGUGGCUACUAAGAAUGGUGAGGCGCUGCAGUGCAACAAUUGUAAUGAACUUUUUCUUCAACCCGGAAAAAUUGCACUGAGGCAGCAUCUUAUUGAGAAACAUUUGCUAAGCGGCUUGGACAUGAUUGAUCAGUAUUUUUCUUCAGUUUUAAAUUACAAAUGUGACAAUUGCGACGCGGUUUUCAACUCCGAAGCUCUCCUCAAAAUCCACAGCUACCUCCAUGACUCGGACAGUUCGGACGAGCAAACGAAUCACGUUUGUCCCAACUGUCAAAAGAAAUUCCCGACGCAACGUCAACUGGUGACGCACGUCGCAACCCAUGCCGUAGUUGGGGCCAAAACUAUCCAACCGGAAACUUUCAAGUGCCCAGUUUGCCACAAAAUGUUCGCUUUACGCGAACGGCUAAGGCGCCACAUGUUGGUGCACGGCUCGGACGACUCCAAGCCCCUCCAGUGCAAAACAUGCAACAAACGUUUCAUAAACAAUUCAGCGCUAGCGGGUCACUUGAAAACCCACUUCGUUGGUAAAAAAAUCUUUGAGUGCCCUAUUUGUAAAGAGAGCUUCGACCAUGUGCUUAAGUUGAAGUUACACGUACCUAAACAUUGCGAGAACAACCUCUACUCGUGCCCGCAUUGCAAUAAAGUGUUUAAGAAGUAUAGUAUCAUUCGGAAACAUAUCAGGGCUUUUCAUUGUGACCAGAAGCAUCCUUGUCCGCACUGCGUCAAGAUGUUUCCCACUUUGGAUAAGUUGAAAAUGCAUUUGUUGCGUCAUUCGGACCAUAGGGAAUUUUUGUGCGCCGAUUGUGGUAAACAGUUCAAGCGUAAAGAUAAGUUGAAGGAACAUUGUAAACGGAUGCAUUCGGAAGAGAGGGAGAACGACGUGCCCAGACCUCAGAAACCGGUUUCACAACCGGUUAAGAAGCUGAGUCCGAAAACCGAACCGACGGAUUUUCAUCGGUUUAUUUACAAGUGUCACACUUGUCUUGUCGGGUUUAAGCGACGAGGGAUGUUGGUUAACCAUUUGGCGAAGAGACAUCCCGAUAUUAGUCCUGAUUCGGUCCCGGAGUUAAACUUGCCGAUUUUGCAGACCACAAGGGACUAUUAUUGUCAACAUUGCGAUAAAGUUUACAAGAGCAGCUCUAAGAGAAAGUUACAUAUCUUGAAAAACCAUCCAGGGGCUGCGUUGCCUAUGAGUAACCGGAAACAAGGGAAUUUUCAGGAUGGGUCUGGUUUGCCCAAUCCGACGUUUUCGCAGACGGUCGGUAGUAUCACUACCAGACCUCAGAAUUGUAAAUGGUGUCAUAAACAAUAUGCGAGUAAGGCGAAAUUGUUGCAACAUCAGAGGAAGAAGCACAGCGAACAACUGGCGCAACAGAAUGAGAAUGAAGGGAAGGUGAAGGAGAGUAACGAGCAGAAGUAUACGCCGCCGCAGCAGGGAGGGGGAGGAGGUGGACAAGUCGAAGACAAUUGUUUACAAGAAGAGUUUAAGGUAACUGAGGCGGACAUCCUGAAUAGCGCCUUGGAGGAAUAUAAUGGUGGCCGAGACGGUGAACAGUACUGUCAUUUAAUUGCAAUAGCUGGCAACGAUGGUUUUGAGCAAACCACCGACCUCAACGCUCCCAAUUCUCAUUUGUACCGCUUAUUAACGACGAGCAAUGAACUCCCAGGCUUAGUUCCACCACGUUGAACAAAGAAGUCGAGAAUUUAGAGUAUUUCCGGUGCUCCUUUGUGAGAUUUCCACUCAAUGUAUCCAAUUGAGUGAUUUUGAUGCGAGUUUGUGCCGUAGGUUGAAACCUACGUAUUUAAUAAAAAAUAACAAAUACAAAUAGAGGGAAGACAAGAUGGUGAUUUUUGGGAAACUGAAGAUUAUUUUUAAAGAAUUUAUAGCAAUAAUUGUCAUUAAUUGUAACAAAGUUAAACGAAACAAAAUAGCACUAUUUGUUUGGCUCGGCCGCAGCCACUUGUGUUUAGGUUAGGAAUGAAAUUUGUUUGGUCGAAGAUUAACCACGUACGGUUAAUAUUUUAUAGUGAGAUUUGAAAAUCGCAAACACAGUACUAACACUUUGAAUUGUAUUUUAUGGUAAAUUGUUUUUACUUAACUUUAGGGAAAUGUACCCCUGUGAUUGUUGAAGCCAAAAGAAUCCGAGAUUCAUUUUUACCUUGCCGACUUUCCAAAGCGAUAGUUUAUUGUGAAAAGUGUAAUGGAGUAACGUAUAUUUUUAUGGAAUUGUAAAAACAAAAAUUGUUAUCACGAUAAAACACAAAAAUAACUAGAAAUAUAUUGUCUGCUUAAACCAAUCUUUCAUUAAAAGCUGUUGUUAGCCGGCCAGUGAUCAGCAUCAUUCUGUAUAAAAGCGUCGUCCUCCGAAGCGCUAGUCCCCGGUGAGGUGUACGACGUCUCCCCCACGCACGUAUAAUAACUGUCUCUUUUACUGAGCGACAAGUUCCGACCGAUGUUAUUUAGACCCUCCGACGCUCUCUGAUUAUUAGGAUCGAGCCUCAACGCUAUACUGUAGUGGUGGAAAGCGUCAUCAUCCUUCUGUAAGUUAACAAAACAGUCGCCCAGAAGCUGGUGAAGACGCGAAGAUGGCGCAUGCUUGAUGUGCUUCAAGAGGAGCUCCCGCGCCUGGUCGUACUGCUGCUCCUGCUCCAGAAACUCCACCAACAUGCAAACUGCAUUCGUGGAGAAGGUCUUAUCUUGACUUACGGCUUUCUCGAGCAUCUUCCGAACGGUUUUUCCGGAAGUCAUCGGGUCCUUCAGCAACACGGAGGCGUGCAACUGGAAAUUUUUGUGAUAUGAUUAAUUCAAUAAAGGUGUUUAUUGUUGCUUCUAAA